Oncorhynchus gorbuscha (pink salmon) is the source of this 4013-nucleotide messenger RNA. Its product is annotated as MORC family CW-type zinc finger protein 3-like. Gene Ontology annotation, cellular component: nucleus; PML body. Bases 27 to 3365 code for a protein of 1112 amino acids. The transcript has 19 exons. NCBI's taxonomy places the organism in Eukaryota, Metazoa, Chordata, Actinopteri, Salmoniformes, Salmonidae. The record is from RefSeq and is a predicted model, not a curated record. Gene Ontology annotation, molecular function: ATP hydrolysis activity; zinc ion binding.
CACGCCCCUUCUGCAUUUCGGAGAAGAUGGCGUCGCAAGUACAGAGAGGAGUGCCUCUAAGUGCGCUCUGUCCCAAGUUCCUCCACACAAACUCCACCAGCCACACCUGGCCCUUCAGCGCGAUCGCUGAAUUAAUAGAUAAUGCCUAUGAUCCAGAUGUCAAUGCCAAGCAGUUCUGGAUUGAUAAGACCCAGUUCAAAGGCCAAGACUGCCUCAUCUUCAUGGACAAUGGAAAUGGGCUGGACUAUGAAAAGAUGCACAAGAUGCUCAGCUUCGGUUACAGUGACAAGACAGUCAUAAACGGCCAGCACCCGAUUGGUCUCUACGGUAACGGUUUCAAGUCGGGGUCCAUGCGUCUGGGACGAGACGCCAUCGUGUUCUCCAAGUCUCUAGAUGGAGACACCAUGCAUGUAGGCAUGCUCUCACAGAGCUACCUGGCACAGAUUAAAGCAGAGCAGAUCAUCGUACCCAUUGUCUCCUUCCAACGCGUUGCACACAACCAGUUCCGUGUGAAUGAGAAGCACAAGGCCAGUCUGCAGGACAUCCUGUAUUACUCUCUCUUUAAGACUGAGAACGAGCUGCUCACAGAGCUCAAAGCCAUCAACUCCACCUGCUCCAUGGGCUCUUCAGGAACACGCAUCAUCAUCUGGAGCCUGCGCAGGACAUUAACAGGACAGACAGAAUUUGAUUUCACAACAUCCAGUUACGACAUCAGAAUCCCGUUGGAUGUGUUGGAGAGCACCAGUGAGCAAUACAGGCGGUCGGAGCUGCUCACAAAACCAGAGAGUUACUACUCGCUACGUGCAUACUGCAGUAUUCUGUACCUGAAGCCGCGUAUGCAGAUCGUCAUUCGAGGGCAGAAAGUGAAGACUGAGCUCAUCUCCAAGAGCCUGGCAUACAUCGCUAAGGACUAUUACAAGCCCAACUUUGUGAACAGACGUAUUCCCAUCACGUUUGGGUACAACACCAAGAGCAAAGACCAAUACGGCAUCAUGAUGUACCACAAGAACCGCCUUAUAAAACCUUAUGAGCGAGUGGGCGUUCAACUCAAGGCCAACAUCCAAGGUCUCGGGGUCAUUGGGGUUAUCGAGUGUAACUUUCUGGAGCCCACCCACAACAAGCAAGAUUUUGACAAUACCGACAAAUACAGGAAAACCAUCAACAACUUAGGGGUUAAGCUGGAGGACUACUGGAAAGAGAUCCGCUUUAAAAGAGACAAAGAAGAUCCUAACAGCACCGUACCAGUGGAAGACACCAUGAAGCGCCCGGACCAGAACUGGGUGCAAUGUGACACCUGCCUGCGCUGGAGGAAGCUGCCAGAUGGGAUUGAUUGCAGACUGCUCCCAGAGAAGUGGUUCUGCCACAUGAAUCCCGACCCCCAAUUCAGGAGCUGCAUGGUAGAGGAAGAGCCUGAAGACUCCGAUGAUGACCAACCUUCAUACCAGAAAACCUACAAGCAACAUGAAAGGAACACCAAAAUGCAGCAGGAGUGGAAACGACAACAGUAUGAAGAUGAGCAGAAGAAGGCAGAGCGGAUGCGGAUUGCAGCGCUGGCUCGGCAGAACGAAGCUCUGAGGCGCCAACAGGAGGACCUGAAACUGCAGCUUAUAAAGACAUCGAGCUUCAGGACAGCUGUACAGAUGUCUCCAGCUUCUGCUCCCCCCACAGUCAGAGUUAAUGUGAAGGCACCACUGAGCACUAGGGCUACCACAGCAUCACCACUCAGUGCUAGGCCCAGAUCAUCUCCUCUCAGGAUCUCUCCCCUCACUCAAUCAGGGACCAGCCCUUCCUCCAACCACAUGCCCAUCAUCUCUAGCGUGUGCUCUCUUUCAACCCCUCCAGCCCCUUCAACACCUUCAAGAAUGAAGAGAACAUUGGCCAUGACCUCUGAAAGGGACACCAAAAGACCCAGGGUGAACGGUUUCCACCAAAACACCUCUAUGGGAUCCACAUCAACGGCAGCAGAGACGAAUGUGUCAUCCCCAUCAGUCAUCAUCCCGAUUGACGAUGACGAUGAUGAGAUCACGGAUGACGAUGACAUUGUUAUCUUGGAGACCAACAGCACCCCUAUUCCAAAGAAGGCAACCUUUGACAUGGCCAAGGUAAAGUCAGAGAGUAGGGCUGUGGAAACACCUUCUGGCACUGGCAACGUUAGGACCAAUGGCAUAGGAACAAGCUCCGUGGAGACGGGAACCGCAGCGACCAACCUCUCCCCUCUACCACCUUCCUCAGAGCAGAUGAGCAUAACCACCCAGACAGACAUACGGGGUGAAGUGAAGGAUGAAGAGGAGGAGGAGCGAAAGAAAAGGGAGGAAGUGGAAAAGGAGAAGGAGAGAUUAGAGAACUGGACAAAAGUGAAGAACAAAGAAGAGGACAACAAGAAGAAGGAGGAAAGAGAUAGGAAGAGAACAGAACCAGGCCCAUCCUCUGCAGGCCCAUCCUCUGCAGGCCCCUCUACACCAGGCCCCUCUACACCAGGCCCCGCUACACCAGGCCCCUCCACACCAGGCCCGUCCUCUGCAGGCCCGUCCUCUGCAGCCCCAUCCACACCAGGCCCAUCCACACCAGGCCCAUCCACACCAGGCCCAUCCUCUGCUGGCCCAUCCUCUGCAGGCCCAUUCUCUGCUGGCCCAUCUGUCCCAGACCCAUCAGACCUUCCCCGGAUUGACUUCCGUAACCUGUCAGAAGCACAGGAGCAGCAAGAUCAGCUGCUGGAGCUCAUGCAGGCUGCAGCCCACGAGAGGGACCAGUUCAAGGAACAGGUCCACAAGCUGACCUGCCAGCUCCAUGACCUGGAGGGCAGCAUGCAGGAGCAUUCCAGGGCCGCUGUGAAGAGAGAGCAAUGCCACCUGGCCUGUCAGACUGGAGCAGGGGAUGGAGAACGAGAGCAGGCAGAGGGGAGUAAGGUCAGUGACCAGGUGGCUGUACAGGUAGACACUCUGCUCCAGGACCUCAGCAAUGCCAACUGUGAACGUGACAUGCUACGCUCCCAGGUGGCGGCUAUGAAAGAGGAGAAGGGCAACCUCUUGUCCCAGUGUGAGACGCUGCAGCUGGACGUGGUGGAGCUGAGGAGGGAGAAACAAGAGUGGGAGAGAGAGAAAGAGGAGAGAGAGAAACAGGAGAGAGAAGCAGCUCAGGCUGCAGCUGCCCAGACAGAGAGGGGAGACGUAGCGGCCACUAGUGCUGCUAAUGGCUCCACCUCGGAGGCACCCCAGACGCUGAGGGAGCUUCGGAGGAGCAUUGGUCGUCUCCUGGUCACAUUUGUCCCAGCAUUGGACCUUGAACAAGUCAACUACGACUGUCCAGUCAUCGACGAGAUCCUCCAUCAGGUUCUUACUGAUGUGGAGACGUUGGGGCCUGCGUAAGGGCCUGGGGCGGGAUAUGGAUGGAGGGGUUGUCCUCCAUCUAACUCUGUGAGGAGAGGCAGACCUGGAGAUGGUCACAGAGACUUCCUGCCUCUCCUUUUACCUCGGCGUUUUUACACUUUUUAAAUGUAUUUUCUAUGGAUUUUUUACAAGUGAAAGAGGGAAUGAACUGAAAAGUAUUUAUUUGUAUUGCUGUACAAACACUUUUAUAUUGUUCCAUGACCAUGGUGGUACUUAAUGAUGCAACAAACAGUAAGCUAUUUUGCACUGAAACUUUGGGGUUACUGAGUUCAACCUCUCCUUCUCACAAACACUUACUACUCCAAUGUGGAUGGAGGCUCUAGAAUCAUGUCAGUGUUCCGGGAAGAUGUUUUUCUCUUCGAUUACAGGUGACCACAGUGAACAUUCCUGGAAUGAUGUCAGGAACAGAGGAGUUUUCACUUGAUGAGUUAAGGGACAUAGUCUCCACCAUGAUCUGCUCUGUGGCUUGGUAGAAGGACUCCCGUCUCUCCCAAAACAGACAUAACCAUCAGUUCUACAUCGUUCCUAGAUCAAGACAGAUUAAGUUCAGUAUUCAAUGUUGCAUUCACUCUUAUGUGCUCAUGUUCAUUUAUAUGCUAAGAAAUAAUGAAGACUUUUUCACCCAAA